Dicrocoelium dendriticum is the source of this 2226-nucleotide messenger RNA. NCBI's taxonomy places the organism in Eukaryota, Metazoa, Platyhelminthes, Trematoda, Plagiorchiida, Dicrocoeliidae. The record is from the annotation of a GenBank genome assembly.
AUGUGUUCUGCUCUCGUGACUGAUAAUUUUCUGGGAUCAAUAUCGCCAUGGAUUACUGCUCAUGUCAACAUCUCUUGUCGUCUGUGGACGCAUAACGAUAUGAAUGCUGUGGUUAUUCUUUGCCACUUUUGUGAGCAACAUGGACCGUCCGUUAUCAUGUGCACUCAGCCGUAUAGUCAGGGUCCGACAAAAUUAGCAUCAGCCAGCACUGGACCGGAGCAGAGGAUUUCGGAUCGGGCCUCAAUGAAGCGGACUGCAUCUCACACAGGUCUUCAUGGUACCACCGGGAGUGGUGACUCUAGCGUGGAUGUUUCUUCAAGUCGUUUUCCUUUUGGUUCAGAUUUGUCUCAGGUGAACAAGAAAACAUCACCAGCAGCUUCUCAGCAACUUCUGCCUUCGAAAACCGCCACAUGUCGGGCCUGCUCAUUUAGCACGCGGGAUGAGCCUGGCUUCGUAAGCCAGGACCAGGCUGCGAACUUGUCUUACAUAUCAACACAAUGGCCCAAAGAUCCGGAUUUGCUGAAUUUCGUGCGAACGGCGUGCCAGCGAAGUUUAUCCUGUGAGGUUUCUCCUGGUCCCGAAGGUGCUUUCUACUUCGGCGAUGAAGUUAACGGACACGUGGUCAGCUACAAUUUCCAGAUCAAGGACUCUCAAGCCCGGGGGUUUCAGAGCCGAUACUGCUUCUUGAUGCUUUCUUGGGAUCGGGUGUAUCUGUUGAAUUUGUGGCCAUUUUUGAUUUCUAACUUUUCCAAAAUGGCGUCUCGUAUAAUGCAGUCCGCGGAUCGUGUAUAUGCAUCCGAAUCGAGCUCUUCGAACAGCGCUUCAAUCGGUGCUGUUGCAUCCGGUUCAGGCACAUCCCGCCCCAUGUCCACUAUUCCAGCAGGGCGUGGUGCCACUCCUCCAGCAUUUUACACACAGCCAAUUUCAGCGGGCUUGAUUUCCGUUGGUGUCCCUGUUACUGGGGGACCCUCCGCUCGCCAAAGACGUGCAGUGGAUGCGGAUAUGCGUUCGCUUGCUGAUCUCACGAAAGAUGGUCAGAUUUUCUAUCGUAUCCAUGCAUGGUUUACUUGGCUGCUUCGCGCCGGUGCUAGACGCUGGACUGCCUUGCCUUCGUUCACGGCACCCGCUGAUGAAGAUCUUUUGAUCGAAAUAGAAGAGCGUCAGACGCGUCUAGCCUUGGGGUUUGAUUCCACUACAGAAAGCACAUCUGUACGGCCCAGCAGGUCUUCAUUUUCCACCUGCCACACAACGCCCGGCACCGCUGGACAGUCAGCCCCGCCGCCUUCAGCCAACUCGAGAAUGCCUGUGGGCAAAAGCCUGGGGAUCUCAGAUGGCUCUGUGGAGGAGGAAACUGCGCUAUCUUUGUUUGUUCUCACACGCCUCAUGCACUCUUUGGGUGCGGGUACCUUCAGUCAGGUGGUCCAACACGUGGCAGUUGGCAAUCAGUUGGUUGUGCAACCUCUAGACAACAAUUUACUUGGAUGCCUUGUUGUGAAUGCGGUGUCCAAACUGCUUCCUCGAGGUUGUCUGAAACAGAUUCUACUCAGCUCUGAGUAUUUUCCACCGUUUCGUUGCAAUUUACUAAGCCUCACAGUGGACGCCGCUCCCCCCGAUUCUGACUGGAAUCCCGGUGAUCACGUGCUAUUUCUAGCUGCAUUUCUAGGUCAGUCUGCUUCGCAGGCUGAGCUCGCUGCCCCCGAUGAAAAAUUUGUGCAUUCCUUACAAGUACGACUGUGUCCUACCAUACCGUCGGCUGUUUCGAACCUGAAAUCUAUCAUUUCAUCAUCUGCCGGUGCGACCAAUCCUUCCUUGGUGAACAUCAACGCGCCCGUCAGCACUUACGUAACGCGUGUGUUAAGCUUGUUGAGUAUACAACCGCCUUUGCCCCCAUCUACCCUGGACCUGGCCUUGUCUGCGCUGCGUCAAGAAUGGAUCAAUCGAGCGCACCUUUUGUACUCAUUCAAACGAUGUCAAGGGUCGAUUCUCAGUGGCGAGGAGACUACCAAACGCUGGGCAGGUGUACUGGCCGCUAUCCAUUGUUCUACUCCGGAGAACGCAAGCGUAGCUCGCUUUUGGCAGGGCUCAUUGAGUCAGUACUCACGCAAAAACACUUGUCAUUCCCGCCGACAUGCCUCCUCUUCGGCACACAUGUCCAGGCGAGGUUCUUGCUGUUCUAGCAAUGCAGAUUUGACGGCAGCUAUGACAGUCACUUCUCUGACAGAUUAG